AAAAAAAAAAGAAAGAUGAGAGAAGAUACAACAUAGCGGAGUUAUUAUUUUAUAAGCGUGUGUGUGUGUGUGUGUGUGACUUGGCUCUUUUUUUUUUUAUCGCGCUUUCUUUCGUCUCCUCGCUUUCCUUCUUUCUCUCGCUGCGCGGGUUGUAUUUCAAACUUUUUCUUUUUCUAUACACUCGAUCUUCUUGUGUAGGAUUCCUUUUUUUCUUUUUCAUUCCUUUUUGUUCUUCUUUUUUGCUAGUUGUGUAUAUAUCGUGUGUUGAUUGUUUGGCAUGAUGACUGACGUUUUCAUUUUAUUAGCUUCAUUCUAUAUAUUUUUUUUUGUCUAAAAAAAAAAAGAACAUUGUAUAUAUAACAUGACGGAUAUUAUGGAUGACAGUUACCGAAUGGCAGAGAAUGAGUAUUUCCUUCCUGAUGGUGAAGAAAUCUAUGAAGACGAGCCUAUUACCCAAGAAGACUGUUGGACAGUCAUUUCUUCGUUUUUUGAAGAAAAAGGUCUUGUCAGACAACAAUUAGAUUCGUUUGAUGAAUUUGUACAGAAUACAAUGCAAGAAUUAGUGGAUGAAAAUUCAAACCUUGUACUUCAGCAUGUGGGUGGUGAUGGUGAUGUGACAAAACGAUAUAUUAUUGAUUUCGGUCAAAUCUAUCUGUCAAAGCCUACCAUGACAGAAGCAGAUGGUAGUACGCAACCCAUGUUUCCUCAAGAAGCUCGCAUUCGUAAUUUAACAUAUGCUUCUCCUCUCUAUGUGGAUAUGAGCAAAAGAACACAGAUUGCAGUCCCUUAUGAUCCCAACAACCCCAACAGAAACCCCAAUGACCUUUUCCAAGACGAAAAUGGGUCUGAACACGCACCUAUGACAAAAGUGUUUAUUGGCAAGGUGCCUAUUAUGCUUCGAUCCACGUAUUGUAUUCUUCAUGAUAUGCCUGAGAGUUCAAUGCAUGAAUUAAACGAAUGUUCUUUUGAUAUGGGUGGUUAUUUUGUCAUCAAUGGUUCUGAAAAGGUCUUGAUUGCUCAAGAACGUAUGGCUACCAAUACAGUCUAUGUGUUCUCCAAGGCACCACCUUCCAAUAUUCAAUACACGGCUGAAAUCAGAUCUCAACCUGAAAAGGGAUCCAAGAAUGCUUCUCCUUUAUUUAUCAAGAUGAUGCGACCUUCUGCUGAACGCGGUUCUUCUGGUCAAUGCAUUCGUGCUGCUUUACCUUAUAUUCGCUCUGAAGUCCCUAUUGUGAUUGUGUUUCGUGCAUUGGGUCAAGUUGCUGACAGAGAUGUAUUGGAGCAUAUCUGUUAUGACCGUAAUGAUUAUGAGAUGCUUGAACUACUUAAACCUUCUAUUGAAGAAGCCUUUGUGAUUCAAGACCAUGAUGUGGCCCUUGAUUUCAUUGGUAAGAGAGGGACAACAGUGGGUGCUACCCGAGAGAAGCGUAUCAAGUAUGCCUCUGAAAUCCUUCAAAAGGAACUUUUGCCUCAUGUGGGUACAGCUUACAAGACAGAGACACGUAAAUCUUAUUUCUUUGGUUACAUGAUUCAUCGUUUAUUGCUGGCUGCUCUUGAGCGUCGUGAACUCGAUGACCGUGAUCAUUACGGUAAGAAGCGUAUGGAUUUGGCUGGUCCCUUGAUGGCUGGUUUGUUCAGACUUUUGUUUAAGAAACUGACAAAAGAUGUGGCCAAGUACUUGCAGAAGUGUAUUGAGUCCAGCAGAGAAUUCAACCUGACAUUGGCUGUCAAGUCCAACACGAUCACCAAUGGUCUCAAGUACUCUUUGGCCACAGGUAACUGGGGUGAUCAAAAGAAAGCCAUGCAGUCUCGUGCUGGUGUAUCUCAAGUAUUGAACAGAUACACAUUUGCUUCUACUUUAUCCCAUUUGCGUCGUUGUAAUACACCUAUUGGCCGUGAUGGUAAGAUUGCCAAACCUCGUCAGUUGCACAACACCCAUUGGGGUCUUGUCUGUCCUGCCGAAACACCUGAAGGUCAAGCGUGUGGUCUGGUUAAGAAUUUGGCUUUGAUGUCUUAUAUCUCUGUGGGUUCUUCUGCUACGCCUUUGAUCAUGUUCUUGGAAGAAUGGGCUAUGGAGAACUUGGAAGAAUUGAGUGCCAACAGUAUUGCUGAUGCCACCAAGGUCUUUGUCAAUGGUGUCUGGAUUGGUAUUCAUCGUGACCCUGGAGAAUUGAUUCAUUCGCUUAAGCAGAUGCGACGUUCAGUUGAUAUUUCGCCUGAAGUCAGCAUCGUACGUGACAUUCGUGAAAAGGAACUUCGAAUGUACACAGACGCUGGUCGUUGUUGUCGACCUCUGUUCUUGGUUGAAAAUCAACAGCUCAAGUUGAACCGUGAACAUAUCAUCCGUCUUCAAGACACAGAAGAUGAAUAUGGCUGGCAGAAUUUGAUUGCAGAUGGUGUGGUUGAAUAUGUGGAUGCUGAUGAAGAAGAGACAGCCAUGAUCUGUAUGACCCCUGAGGACUUGGCUGAAUCCCGCAUGACAGCCCAAUACGGUGCCCCUCUUCAAGAAAACAGAGAUUUAGCCAGUCGUGUGAAAUCACAAACAGGCAGCUACUCUCAUACCUGGACUCACUGUGAAAUUCAUCCCAGUAUGAUUCUCGGUAUCUGUGCUAGUAUCAUUCCUUUCCCAGACCAUAAUCAGUCUCCUCGUAACACCUAUCAAUCUGCUAUGGGUAAACAAGCCAUGGGUGUUUACCUGACGAAUUUCCAAACUCGUAUGGACACACUGGCCAAUAUUCUGUACUAUCCUCAAAAGCCCUUGACGACCACUCGCUCCAUGGAAUUCUUGCGUUUCAGAGAACUGCCUGCUGGUCAAAAUGCCAUUGUGGCCAUCUUGUGUUACUCUGGCUAUAAUCAAGAAGAUUCAGUUAUUAUGAACCAAAGUAGUAUUGAUCGUGGUCUCUUUAGAUCUUUGUUCUUCCGUACCUACAUGGAUGCUGAAAAGAAAGCAGGCAUGAUGUUUAUGGAAGAAUUUGAGAAGCCUACUCGCGAUACCACAUUACGUCUCAAACACGGUACUUAUGAGAAAUUAGAAGAAGAUGGUUUGAUUGCACCUGGUACGCGUGUCUCUGGUGAUGAUAUUAUCAUUGGCAAGACAGCACCUAUUCCUGCUGAUUCUGAAGAAUUGGGUCAAAGAACAACCACACAUACAAAGCGUGAUGCUUCUACACCUCUCAGAUCUACAGAGACAGGUAUUGUAGACCAAGUCAUGUUGACUACCAACCAAGACGGUCUCAAGUUUGUCAAGGUGCGUGUUCGUUCUACCCGUGUACCUCAGAUGGGUGAUAAAUUCGCUUCUCGUCACGGUCAAAAGGGUACGAUUGGUAUUACGUAUCGUCAAGAAGAUGUGCCCUUCUCUGCUGAAGGUAUCACACCCGACUUGAUUAUCAAUCCUCAUGCUAUUCCCUCCCGUAUGACAAUUGGCCACAUGAUUGAAUGUCUGUUGGGUAAAGUGUCUACUUUGACAGGUAAUGAAGGUGAUGCUACACCUUUUACAGAUGUGACUGUGGAAGCCAUUUCACAGGCAUUAGAAGCUCAAGGCUAUCAAUCCCGUGGGUUUGAAGUCAUGUACAAUGGAUUCACAGGUCGUAAAUUGAAUGCUCAAGUGUUCUUGGGUCCCACUUACUAUCAACGUUUGAAGCACAUGGUAGACGACAAGAUUCACAGUAGAGCAAGAGGUCCUGUACAAAUUUUGACCAGACAGCCUGUGGAAGGUCGUUCAAGAGACGGUGGUCUUCGUUUCGGUGAAAUGGAAAGAGAUUGUAUGAUCAGUCAUGGUGUUGCUCAAUUCUUGAAAGAACGUUUGUUUGAUGCUUCAGAUGCUUAUCGUGUCCAUGUAUGUGAUAUUUGUGGUUUAAUGGCCAUUGCCAAUUUGAAAAAGAACAAUUUUGAAUGUCGCGCAUGUAAGAACAAGACCAGAAUUUCACAAAUCCAUAUCCCAUACGCAUGUAAACUCUUGUUCCAAGAAUUAAUGGCUAUGAAUAUUGCUCCUCGUAUGUUUGUAGACGCAGAUUAAGCUUUUCAUUAAAAUAAACUUAACAAUUAUUGUAUUUGUAAUACAUAUGGCGUAAGACCAC
Molecule: messenger RNA, 4076 nt
Organism: Gilbertella persicaria
Lineage: Eukaryota; Fungi; Mucoromycota; Mucoromycetes; Mucorales; Choanephoraceae
Product: DNA-directed RNA polymerase II subunit RPB2
Exons: 7
Coding region: 362-4015 (1217 amino acids)
Biological process (GO): DNA-templated transcription
Cellular component (GO): RNA polymerase II, core complex
Molecular function (GO): DNA binding; DNA-directed RNA polymerase activity; ribonucleoside binding
Source: RefSeq, a predicted model, not a curated record